Messenger RNA from Chironomus riparius, 1043 nucleotides. Lineage: Eukaryota; Metazoa; Arthropoda; Insecta; Diptera; Chironomidae. The record is from the annotation of a GenBank genome assembly.
AUGAAUUCUUCUGCAGAUUUAUAUUUAAAAUGUGAAGUUGAAGUUUUUAAAGGACUAAAUAAAACUCGCGGACUGUUUUUGCGCUAUCGUGAGCUUCAGAACGAUACCAGUGAUCCAACAGAUCUUGAAUAUACAACAACAGAAUUAAGGAACUCAUUAAGAUCCAUUGAAUGGGAUUUAGAGGACUUGGAAGAUACAAUUGCUAUUGCUGAAAAGAAUCCCAAACAAAAAGUCGACUUACAGGAACUUAAUCAGCGACGGCACUUUAUAAAUGCUACAAAAAAUGAAAUUAAGUCUAUGAAAGAUAAAAUAAGCAUCUUAAAGAAUCGUGAUAAGGAUAUAACAGCGAUACAACCAUUACUUGACGAUCCAUCGCCAAUAAAUACAGCCACAGCUAAUAAUACAAAUAUUAUUAAUAAUAAUUUAAAUAACUCAAUUGGAAAUAAUUUAAUGAGUACUAUGGCAGCUGCACGACAUCACGGUACAAAAUACAAAAAGCUCGAAAAUUUAAAUGACAGUCCUAAUCAUCAUGGAAAUUUCAAUGGCGACAGCCCAUUCCUUGGUGAAACUGUUUCGAUUCAACAACGAAUGCUGCAAUCACAAGAUGAACAGCUUGAUGUCUUAAGUGACUCGAUAGGAACACUCAAAACCGUCAGUCGACAAAUUGGAGUUGAGAUUGACGAACAAGCUGUUAUGCUCGACGAAUUCGGAAAUGAACUGGACGCAACAGACUCAAAACUUGAUGCAACAAUGAAGAAAGUUGGUAAAGUGCUACAUUUAUCAAACAACGAUAGGCGUCAAUGGAUGGCAAUUUUAUUUCUCAGCGUCUUGUUAAUAGUUGUAUUAAUUCUCUUCAUUAUUCUUUAAAUUAGCUGACAAGAUAAUUAACGAUAUUUUGAUCUCAAAUAAUUGAAAAAAAAAAUGGACAUGAGAAGCGAAAUGUUUUGAUGUGCUGCCUGUAUGUAAGGCAAGACUUGUGUAUUUAUUAAUUAAAAAUGGGGAAAGUGAAGACAAGUAUGAUUGUGAAAGUUCAGAUUGGCUCU